AUGGGUACACAUAUCAGUCGAGUCAAAUCAGUCGAUCUAGAUGCAUGGACGGAUGAGCAGCUGCAGAGUGUGUUGAAGUGGGGAAAUGCAAGGGCUAACAAGUACUGGGAAGCCAAACUAGCCACUGGUCAUGUGCCGUCGGAGGCAAAGAUCGAAAACUUCAUCAGGACAAAGUACGAGUCGAAGCGUUGGGUUAUGGAUGGGCCAAUGCCAGAUCCGGCAUCCUUGGACGUCGAUGGUGAUGAUGAUGUGCCACUCAAUGUUGUUCAAGAAAAAGCAAAACUAGAUAGAGCUUCGUCUCAAAGGGCAGCCUCGACCUCUAGUCAGCCUGUUCAACCACCAGCGAAACCCACACCACAGAUUGAUCUAUUUGGUGAUGUCCCAGCUCCGCCUGCAAGACCUAGCACAACAGAUACUCCUAGCGUUCGGCCUCCGCCACCUAAACAAUCUGCUCCACCUAAACCGACAAAAGCUUCAGAUUCACUUCUGGGACUUGACUUUUAUGGAGGACCGACCACCACUUCUCCAGGUAGGCCGUCAAGCUCAACAGCCAUUCCCACAAGCUCAAAUGUGCCAUCAAGACCGGACCUGAAGCAGUCUAUACUGUCCCUGUAUUCGUCUGCUCCUAAACCGCAACCAGCUGCACAGCAUAGCAAACAGGGUUCCUUCGGAGGAAUGAAUUCACCCCCAGGCCAGCCGAAGUCAAGUCUUAGUGAUUUAGACGACGCAUUUGCCGGUCUUGGAGUAUCGUCUGCAACCUCUCAACCAUCCAAACCUGUGCAGCCAGCGAAAUCGGAUCCCUUCGCAGCUUUCGCGAAUCCCACAAAUCAAAGAUCUAGCUUCACAGCUCCACAAGUUACGUCCCCAUUAAGUGGAGGAGGUUUCUUUGAUGCUGGUCCUAAACCGGCUCCGAAGCCUGCAGCAAGCUCAAAGCCAACCCCCAAACCUCAGGCUAGCUUAACACCGAUGGAGUCCAACGACUUCGGCGAUUUUAGCUUUGCGUCCAGCCCACCCGCAGCUCCGUCGAAGCCACCUCCACCAAGUGCUUCGGUCGAUCUUUUUGACAUGUCUGACCCUAUCACACCUGCUGCACCUCCGAAAGCGUCACAACCCGCCCGCCCUGUUGAAAACUCGCCUUUCAAUCUGUCGGCCUCAGCCACAACAUUGAAACCUGCAGCCAAAGCCGCACCCGCCCCAACAACGCAAAGUAGCAGCUCAGCGAACUUUGGAGCUCUCUCGGACGCUGAUGCGUGGGGUGCUAAUGACGCAUGGGCCACUCCAAGUGGACCAUCGGUAGAGUCAUCCAAGCCAAAGCCGACACAUGCACCUAUACCUGCACCAAAAGCGCCUGCCAUUGCUAUGACAAACAACUUUUCUGCAUGGGGUGGAACAGAGCCCAUCACGAAUCAGUCUUCACAAGGUCCCGGCUUUGGAGCAUCCUCGCAGGCUCCGUCCAAAGUCACUCCUGACGAAGACUUUGGUGGCUGGAGCACUUCAGCACCAGUCCGCCCUGCACCUUCAAAUCCUCCCACACAGUCAAAGCCAGCAGGAGGUUUUGGUGGAGAUGAUCUUUACUCCAAUGUUUGGGGCUAG
This is a messenger RNA of Bacidia gigantensis, 1593 nucleotides long. RefSeq lists its product as uncharacterized. Bases 1 to 1593 code for a protein of 530 amino acids. The transcript has a single exon. Lineage: Eukaryota; Fungi; Ascomycota; Lecanoromycetes; Lecanorales; Ramalinaceae. The record is from RefSeq and is a predicted model, not a curated record. Gene Ontology annotation, biological process: intra-Golgi vesicle-mediated transport; endoplasmic reticulum to Golgi vesicle-mediated transport; endocytosis. Gene Ontology annotation, molecular function: GTPase activator activity. Gene Ontology annotation, cellular component: Golgi apparatus.